Molecule: messenger RNA, 5708 nt
Organism: Anas platyrhynchos (mallard)
Lineage: Eukaryota; Metazoa; Chordata; Aves; Anseriformes; Anatidae
Source: RefSeq, a predicted model, not a curated record
GGGGACGGGGACGGGAACAAGCCCCCGGUGUCUGAGCGCUGAGGGGGCCGGGGCUGCCAUCGCGCUACGCCCCCUCCUCGCGUUCAGACGCUGCAGUUUUGCCCCGCGGAGGCCGCUGUGGCGCCGCGUUGCCCCGGCGACCGGCUCGGCGGGGCUGUCCCGGCCCGCUGCCGGCCCGGCCGGGGAAAGUUUCCCGUCGGGGGCCGGGCCCGGCGGGGCACCGGGCGCUGCCGCAGUGUGCGCGCUGAGGCCGGGCUCCGGGCGGGCGGCGGCGGCGGGCGCGGCGCGGCCGCUCCUCGGGGGCGUUGCGCGGUGCCGGCCCUUCCUCCGCCAGCCGCCGGGGGAGCGGCGCCUCGCCGGAGGCUCUCGGCGGUGCGUGCACCCGAUGGUCUUCUUCGCCAGGAUGGAUUUUAGCCAGGGCAAUCUCUUUGGAUACAUAGAAGACCUGCAGGAGCUAACUAUUAUAGAGAGGCCGGUCCGCAGGAGUCUGAAGACGCCAGAAGAAAUAGAAAGACUGACAGUUGAUGAAGAACUCAAUGAUAUUGAAAGGGCUGUUUACCUCCUCAGUUCUGGCCAGGAUAUCCAAGGAACAAGUGUGGUGGCAAAUCUUCCAGUUCUGAUGCGACAGAAUCCUGCAGAAACACUUCGUCGUGUUUUACCAAAAAUACGAGAGGUGCUGCAUGUUGCAGGAGUGGAAAUGCAGUUAACAGCUGCUGUUUCAUUUUUGACUGUUCUGCAAGAUGAGUCGGUGUCCAUUCAUACAUACUCCCACUCCUUCCUACACAUCAUUCUCCAGAACCUGGAACACAGAGAUGCAGGUGUCAGCAAUGCAUGGCUAGAAACCCUUCUUGCUGUAAUAGAAGCUUUACCCAAAGAGACUAUCAGACACGAGAUCCUGAAUCCACUUGUUUCCAAGACACAGAUUUCUCAAUCACUUCAGUCCCGCUUAGUUAGUUGUAAAAUCAUGGGAAAAUUAGCUUACAAAUUUGAAGCUCAUAUUGUUAAAAGAGAGAUUCUUCCAUUGGUAAAAUCACUGUGCCAGGAUGUAGAGUAUGAAGUAAGAACUUGCAUGUGUCGGCAGCUGGAGCAUAUAGCUCAAGGAAUAGGGACAGAACUAACCAAAACUGUAGUGCUUCCUGAAUUGGUAGAGCUGGCAAGAGAUGAGGGCAGCAGUGUACGCCUUGCAGCUUUUGAGACAAUAGUGAAUCUGCUUGAUAUGUUUGAUGCAGAUGAUAGGAGUCAAACUGUGCUCCCCUUAGUGAAAUCAUUCUGUGAAAAGUCCUUCAAAGCAGAUGAAUCUAUCCUAGUUUCUUUGUCUUUCCAUUUAGGGAAACUGUGCAAUGGAUUAUAUGGCAUUUUUACUCCUGAGCAGCACUUACGGUUUUUGGAAUUUUAUAAGAAGCUUUCCACACUGGGUUUGCAGCAGGAAAAUGGACAUAAUGAUAAUCAACUACAACUUCAAACUCUGGAACAGGAAAAGAAGUAUAUUUCAGUGAGGAAGAAUUGUGCUUACAAUUUUCCAGCCAUGAUAGUUUUUGUGGAUCCAAAGAACUUUCAUUUAGAACUAUAUUCUAUAUUCUUCUGCCUUUGUCAUGACCCUGAAGUUCCUGUCCGAUAUACUAUGGCCAUAAGCUUCUAUGAAGUUGCUAAGCUUUUAAAUUCUGGUGUGUAUACAAUUCAUAAAGAACUGGUUACGCUAUUACAAGAUGAGUCACUGGAGGUGUUAGAUGCACUAGUAGGUCACCUUCCUGAAAUCCUUGAACUAAUGACAACUAAUGGAGGAGAAAACAGUGGAUCAGAAAGCAAGUUACUCUCUAUUCCUGACUUGAUUCCUGCAUUAACAACAGCAGAACAGAGAGCUGCAACUUCAUUAAAGUGGAGAACUCAUGAGAAGUUACUACAAAAAUAUGCAUGUCUCCCUCAUAUCAUAUCGAGUGAUCAGAUUUAUUACCGUUUUCUUCACAGAAUGUUGACAAUCAUUUUGACAAAUAAUGUCCUGCCAGUCCAAAAAGCAGCUGCUCGAACUCUCUGUGUUUAUUUACGUUAUAAUCGCAAACAAGAACAGAGGCAUGAGGUUAUUCAGAAACUGAUUGAACAACUGGGCCAAGGAAAAAGUUAUUGGAACAGACUUCGUUUUUUAGAUACUUGUGAAUUCAUUAUGGAACUCUUUUCAAAGUCAUUCUUCUGUAAAUACUUCUUUCUGCCUGUGCUUGAACUUACACAUGACCCAGUGGCAAAUGUGAGAAUGAAGCUGUGCUAUUUGUUGCCAAAAGUUAAAUCUACUCUGAAGAUUCCCAGUGAUAAACAUUUGCUUCAGCAGUUGGAGUUAUGUAUACGGAAACUUUUGUGUCAAGAGAAAGACAAAGAUGUCCUGACUAUUGUGAAAAGAACAGUGUUAGAAUUGGACAGAAUGGAUAUCUCUUUAGAUGCUUUUCAGAAAAGAUUUUACGAAAAUGAUUUAUUGGACCAAGAAAAAGAGAGACAAGAACAUCUCCUUUUGGAAAUGGAACAACUUGAAAAAGAGAAGCAGCAAAGUGAAGGAAGAUCUACAAAUGUUAAUGAUAAAAUAUUUGAAAAGAAGCGUAGAGACAAUAAAACGUCAUCAGUGUUGGCGAAAAGUAUGACUCUUUCUGUUUCUGGGAGCUCUUCUGGUACAUCAGCAGGCAAAGAAGACAAGAAAUCCAAGUUGGUUCGAAGUCAGUCUUUCAGUACUCAAGCACUACAUCCAAAAUACAGCAACAUAGACAAGUGUCCUAAUAAAAGCACUGCUACAGGAUAUACAUCUUCAAUAUCAGGAAUGGGGAAGAGUUGUAUGUUAUCCUUUACUGAUGAUACAUUCCGGACUCGUUCCACUGGUAAUAGUGGGAAUGCUACCUUCCCUUCCAGUUCCUCCCUUACAACUUCUCGCAACUCCUUUAAUUCAGCUGACCAAAAGAACAAUGGAAAUAAAGAGAGUCAGUCCCGAAAGAUGAGCAUAUUUUGAAAUACAAAACCAGCAGGAUAGAAAUGUGAAAAAACAGAAAAUCAAACCCUUAGAUCUUCUGACAGAAAAAGAAGAGAACCGGAGACUGUUGGAAGCAACAUUCUUGUGCGAUAAAUCUGGAGAAGCAGAUGGGACUCUAUAAUGCCUGGAGUGACAAAAUGUAUCUUGCAUUGUUAAAAUCUUUUAUCUUUUAAAUAAAAUCCCAAGUUGUAAAAUAUGUUCCAAUAAGUAACGUAAUGGUUGCAGAAUUCUAAUGUUGUAGUGAAAUGUUAUGAAAUAUAACUUCAGCUAUGUGCUCUUAACUGCUGCAGCUAAAGAGAGGAUUUUGAUUUCUUCAGUUAUGCCUUUGUAGUUCAAGUUCUUGGAUCUAGAAUGCGUAUAUCCAUUACUUAAUUGGGCCUAUUUACAAUUUUAGCAGUUCUUAGCAUCCAUAUUUUAUGCAAGAAAUAGAAGUAAUUGUUAUGAAUAUGAAAAAGUAAUCCCACAUUUUAAGGAACUUUCAAAAUUUCGAAUUUAAGACCAAAAUCCAGAACCAUUGAUCAGUUUUAUAUAGAUAAAACAUAAACUUCAGUAGCAUUGUGCGUGAAUUUGGAGGUAAUGUUUUUACAAGUACUAAGUAAAGUUAAUAAAAAUCCUGUGUAAGUUUCAAAGCAAUCUAAAAGCAGAUGUCUCCAGAUAAUACUAAAAAAAAAUGUUUUAUUUCAUAGUUUUUGUUGUAUAAAUACUUGUUUUAAUUUUUAGUAUUUCAGAUUGUAUUUUCACUUGAAUAAUUUAUAAUGAUGAACCUAGUUUUUAAUUAGCUCUUAUUGCAAGCAAUCAUGCUUCAGUGAUGUCAUCUGCAUUUGUUUGUAUUAAUGCUAAUGUUUCUAUCAAAAUAUGUCUGUGGAAAAAACAUGCAAUUCUAUUUUAAAAGAAAAUUCUAUUUAUGCCAAUACUUGAGAGAGAUUGUAUGUAUGAAGCUAUUGUCAGCUUCUCUAUUUCAAAAUGGAAGCAGCAUAACUAUAUUGAUAGCAGAAAUAACUGUUUUUUAAAAUCUGUUGGUAUAUGAUAAAGACGAUCUGAUUUGUGAAUGCAUAUGCGUGUGUGGUUACUUUUUAUAAUGUAAAAAUAUGAAUGAUGAAUUUACUCAAAAUAAAACCUAGGACAAUGCUGUACAUGCAUGUUCCUGAAAUAAAUAUUUUUUUCUCAGGGCAUCUUUUAUAAUUAAAUAAAAGCAUUUACCUACAGAAGGUAUUUAUUUUAAAUAACAAUAAUGCUAGAUUUAUGCUGUCUUGUGUGGAGUACAAAAUGUGUCUUUGACUUUAGCAGUGUUUCACUGUCUGAAUACUUAAGCUUCUUGCUCUGCUGCUGGAUUUAGGUGCUCUGUCCCUAGUCAUAAACAUUGUUUAGAUUCUGUGAAAACUUCCAAGUUUUCAGUUUGUUCUGCAGCCUGGUAUAGGAUCUUGUAAAUCACAGAUUUCUUUAAAAGCUACUUCUAGUAUUGUGAUAUUUCUGACAUGCAGUAUUGAUGCAGAUAUACAGACUUCCCAUGCUGGCUCCUCCCGGUUUGGCUUUUGUUCCACUCUCACUACCCCAGGGACAACAGACUCAACAUACCAGGAACAGCUGCUCAGCCGUGGGCCAGAAGAAGCUGCUCAAUCUGUUCUCGGUCCGACUUCUGCCAGGGACCAAAUCAAGUCAGCAGUGCCCAGCUGCAGAACAGGACUCAUAACUGUGUUUGACCCUCAAAUGCCUUUAUUAGAACGAUGUACAACAGCUAGUAAGUUCAGAAACUUGAACCCAAGCUCUUUCUCCCCUUUAUAAGCAUGUAAUGUGUUCUGUAUACAGUCUGUCAUUUGUUUGUUCUUCGUUGUCAUUUGUCCAUCACUUUUUAACUGGUUAAUUUAUUUAAUGCUGGUAACACGUGUUCCACUCAAUAACCCUACCACGUAUUAAAUUCCUGCUAUGUAAUCUUUAAGUGCUAUAUUUAGACAUCCUUGUACAUCUUUUGUCUGUACAUCUUCUUGUACACCAGGUGCACAUACACAUGGUGUUUCGUGUAUACUUUAAUCAGUCCUUUGCACUACAGACCUCCAUCCAGGUUGGACAGCACCAAUACUUCUGAAUCUCCUGCAGGUUUUGCAGGUUUUUUUUUUUGUUUGUUUGUUUUGUUUUGUUUUUUUAAUCUGCAAUUCAGAACAACAGCUGGAGGUCAACGGUACAACAAUAAUUGUGUGAUUCUCUCUAGUAGCAUUCCUCCUAUUAAUCAUUCUGAGGCAGGAAGGAGUGAUUCCUCUUCUUUCUGGGUGCAUUCAUGCUGUAAUGUGAAGUUAAGUUAGGUGUACUUUAUCAGUCUAGUCAGGUACCAGUCUGCCUGAUAAUUCCUUUUGUGAGGGGCUUAUACCAGUGUCUGGGUUGCUGUAAAUAGACAACUGAUAGUAACUGAGGUUUUUAUUUUUAGAGCUGUUUACCAGCUUUACCCUGAAGUCUUAUCUUUCGUUCCUUCCCUGGGUCCUGUGAAAAUACUUCUCGUGUGGAUACAUCUGGAGGCCAAUAGAUACCUUUGAAGUUUCUCUGCCAAAUGAUUCUGAAAACUCUUCUGCCCCCUUUUGGGCAGAUGUUUUCUGAAAUAUGUAAGAAAACAGAGGAAUGCUUAGGUCUUUUGGUUACAUAUAGUGAGAAGUAGCUUCUUGCAUUGUUUCAAACCUAUAUAUGGACUGUGUUAAUUAAAAUUUUCUAAAUGUUA